Messenger RNA from Candoia aspera, 2253 nucleotides. It is a transcript of the gene TCTN2, whose product is annotated as tectonic family member 2. Gene Ontology annotation, cellular component: MKS complex. The record is from RefSeq and is a predicted model, not a curated record. The transcript is spliced from 18 exons. Gene Ontology annotation, biological process: protein localization to ciliary transition zone; smoothened signaling pathway; cilium assembly. The coding region runs from base 81 to 2120 and encodes 679 amino acids. Lineage: Eukaryota; Metazoa; Chordata; Lepidosauria; Squamata; Candoiidae.
GCAACCGAGGGAGGCGGUGGGCAAGAUGGCGGCGGCGGCGGAUCUUACUGCGGCCUGGCGCGGCCCGUCUUAGCCUCGCCAUGACCCUUCGGCGGCUCCUUUGGGGGCUGUUGUUGCUGUUUGGGGCUGGGGCCCAGGAUGGGGAUCACGAUUUCCAACCUUCACUUAUCUACAUGUCUGGGACAACUGUCACUGCUUCUUUGACCAACAGUCAGGCAGAUAUUUUCUCUCUUGCUGUGGCAGACAAUGAAACUGGAUUAUUGCCCCUUUCAGAUUGUACUGGUAGAAACGGAACGGAUGACUGGAGCUUGCAAGUCACGCAUCAGAGGAAUGUCUCCAGGGUGACGGUAUCCUUGAUCAGGCCCUUGCAACUGUGUGUCUCAAACUUCACCGACUGCUGUGUGGAGGCACUGUGCUUGCUUCAAACUUUGCAGGUCUCAGCUUGUCAAGGGGCAAAGGUGGUGGCCCGCCUUUUAAUCCAAGCAGAAAUAUAUGCUAAUACAUCUUCAGGAAACAUAACAGGAAACAGUGAAGAGAAUGCAACAGUGAUCCCCAAUCAAGUGUUUCAUCCUUUGGGCUCCUGUCCCUGCAACCUCACAGCAGGAGUGUGUGAUAUUCGGUGCUGUUGUGAUCUGGAUUGCACCCCAGAGAUGAAGCAGCUUUUUGAGGGCUCCUGUUUUGAAGGUGUGUUUGGUGGGGAUGUCAAUCCACCUUUCGACCAACUGUGUUCUGUGGAAUCAGGAAGCUCGGCCCCCGACUGGUUUCCCUUCUUAUGUGUGCAGUCUUCCCUUAAUAAUUCACCUUUUCUUGGGUACUUCUACGAUGGUUCUACGUCUUCAUCCCGAGCCUCUUCCUUUAAGCUUCCGUUGCAAACUGUCCCAGGAAAGCUGUCUGGUGGUUACAAGCAAGGAGAUCCUAUCCUGACCAUUCAUAAUGACUAUUUCACAGUUCCACAGCCAUUCAUAGCCGGGCAGUGUGCGAGAAAUGCUCCAGUUUCCUUCCUUCAGAAUAUUGAAGCUGAAUGUGUGGCUACUUGCAAGGAAGCGGGGAGUGUGGUGCCCAGCAUCAUGAUAAACAGUGGCAUUGGAGAUGGCAUCAAACCAGAGGUGACCUACGAGAACAAAAGCUCUGCCUUGGUCCGUUGUGCCGGUCAAGAGUGCAGAAAUGUGAGCUUUGCCGAAGAUUACCUCAUCAUUUGGGAAGGCAAGAGAGUAAAAGAAUUGAAGAUCAAAGUCCUUUAUGGAGCAAUGUGUCCAGAAGAGACGAUGACCCAGAAAUUCACCGUCACUUUUGUGAGCACAAACGCUACAAGCAUGGAAGAAUUCUCGGGGAAUCCAGGUUAUCAGGUUGGCAAGCCGGUUAGAGCAGCAAACCUGAGUUCUUCGGAUCCUGUCACCACGUUAAAACUUUGGAAGCCUGAUGGUAAGAACUUGUGUUCGUCAGGAAACGUGACCCCACUUUUGUUUGGAUUGGGUUCCAUUUCUGGAUGCCUUGUAGAAGUUGGUCCUACAGACAGCUGCACGCAGCUGAGAGAGGACGUCGCUGCAAGACUUAAUUCCUUGGUGCAAGUGAGCCAUGUGGGAAAAAGAGGCAAUGCGAGUAAAAAUGUUCCAGAUGACUGGGUGGAAAUCAUCCGUUUAAAUGCAGUUUCCAAUACAAAUGCAAGUGUUGGGAGUUUAAAAGGAAUCUGUCCUGAUGUUCCUGCCCACUUGAAUAUUCAGAUUAUCACGGCUGAUGUGGGCACAAUAGAAGGGAUUGCACAAGAAGAGAUACUUGGUGUGCAAAUCAGUUUUUCAACAAUAACUUGGCAAGUUCCAUGUCCUCUGGCUUGUCAAGAGAAAGUAAGUUCCCUUCCUGUCUCUGCUGCAGUGCGGUUUAUUAAAGUACCUGCUCAGCCCCCAGUUCCAAAGACAAGAUUUCAGAUUAACUACACAGAGUACGACUGCAGGAGAAAUGAUGUUUGCUGGCCCAAGCUUUUUUAUCCCAUGACACCCUACUACACCGGAGAACCGUAUUCUCACACCCUUGCCAAAGGCCUGGUGCUGGUUUUCUUCAUUGUCCUUGCGGCUGUGCUGAGCGAUCCUUGGAACGGAAUCCUCCACUGGUGGAACAAGGCCUGAGCCUUCGCAUCACCCAGAGCGAAGGGAGCCCCUUUGACCGUGCUUUUCUGUAUUUUUCCUCACACAAACACACGUUUUCUGGAAAGGGAAAACGUUGGGCGUUUUCCCUAGAUAUAUUUUCCCAAAGAGAAAA